AUGGCGUCGCAGAGGAAACUCGCGGCGAGCGAUGGACGAGAACUAGCCCAACCAGGAAGCGAGAAGCGAUGGGGCCGCGCAGAUCGCGCGACGCACGGAAAAAGGACCGAGACAGGGAUGAAUUCGGCAAGGCGUCCGCAAGAUACGAGGAUAGUCAUGGCGGCGCGAAGCAGGCUUACGGCAUUGCAGAGGCGGAGAGACGUGCGUGUGCGCUCUUCAGUCUCGAUCGCCUUUUGCGAGCUGAAGACGUCUCUGAAGCCUUUUCUCUCGUGGCUCCACGAGCGCAUCCGUACCGCGUGCCGGUCCCCUCUCAGUUGUCUUUCCGGUCCCUCUCUCUCGCCUUCAUCUGGCUCAGAUGUCCCGCUUCCUUCGUCUGCAUCCUCUCGCUCCGUGGCUCGCGCUGGGUCACAUGGAGCAUUGUCUCCCCAUCCCGCUGCGUCCUCGCCUUCUGCCGAGCUGUCGCUGCAGCAGCGGUUUGCUGUAGCCCAGGAAGCGCUGACCGCGCUGCCGGGCGGGGCGGCUUUGUAUCUUUUUCUCCAUCUUCUUUCGCGGCAUAGUCCCUCGACGCUCGCCAAGACUGUCGCGUCGUGUGUGCGGAAGACCGAGCCAACGCUCGCGCCUCUCGUUCUCUUCCCUCUCCUGGGCUCGCCGCCAGCAACUUACUUCGAGGACGCGAUGAAGCGCCAGCUGCUUCACACCGCUUCCAUCUAUCUGCUGGUGCUGCAAAACACUGAAGGAUGUUUAGUCGUUCGGCAGAAACGCGCGUUGCCUCUUCUUCGAGCGGCGCUGCGGCUCGGCGUCGCAGGCCUCGCGCGGAAGCUCGUGCGCUUCGUGCUCGCGCUCCUGGUUGCCUAUCCGGCGCGGAAGAGGGCGGAAAACAGCGCGUGCGAGGCGACCGGGGAUCCGACUGAAAGUGCGAAGGCUCGGCAGGCGUCUGUGCAUGCGCUACGGGAAGGAAACUGCGAAGAGGAUAUCGUCGUGCCGUGGUCGGGAGCAGGAGGGGCCCCCGCACUGUGGGCUCCGCCGGCGCUGUUUCAGGAGCGAAGACGAAGCAGGUCGCACGCAGCGAGGAGUCGCGCAGAAGAGAAACCUGCGCGAGAAGGCGAGCAGCUCCACUCUCAAGUGGAAGAGGAGGAGGGCUCCCGAAGAGCCCAGAAAGCGAAGCACGGCCAGCGUGCGGAGGAACGCGCGGAGAGACAAGCCGACGCAAAAGCAGACGAAGAGAGGGCCAUCUUUCAGCUUUACCGAGAUGUUGUGGCAAUCGUUGAGGACUGUCUUUUGAGUUCGCUGGUUCAUCUGCAGUGGCUCCGCGUUUUUUCAGUUGACAAGUGUCCUCGCGCUCGAUCUGCCUGCUUGGCUCUUUCGCCUCCGCCCUCAUAUCUGUCGCGUCUUUUCGCUUGA
Messenger RNA from Besnoitia besnoiti, 1401 nucleotides. RefSeq names its product RIC1 protein. The record is from RefSeq and is a predicted model, not a curated record. Gene Ontology annotation, biological process: intracellular protein transport; retrograde transport, endosome to Golgi. Gene Ontology annotation, cellular component: Ric1-Rgp1 guanyl-nucleotide exchange factor complex; Golgi membrane; cytosol. The transcript has a single exon. NCBI's taxonomy places the organism in Eukaryota, Apicomplexa, Conoidasida, Eucoccidiorida, Sarcocystidae. Bases 1 to 1401 code for a protein of 466 amino acids.